This is a messenger RNA of Spirodela intermedia, 1362 nucleotides long. NCBI's taxonomy places the organism in Eukaryota, Viridiplantae, Streptophyta, Magnoliopsida, Alismatales, Araceae. The record is from the annotation of a GenBank genome assembly.
AUGAGCACUGCCUCUGGAUUGCGUACAUGGAGCUUCAGAUUUGCUUCGAGCACGGGGUGGACGCCAUUUUUUUCUGGUCUCAGGAAGAGAAGACGCAUUCCGCCUUCUUCUCGGCAGAGGAAACUGUUUGCGGCCGCCUCUGCUGAUUCUGGGCGGACGGCGAGGGGGAGGAGCAAGGUCGUUGUCAUAUCUGGCCCAACUGGGGCGGGCAAGAGCAGGCUUGCGUUGGAACUAGCCAAGAGGGUCGGCGGGGAGAUCAUCAGCGCCGACUCUAUACAGGUUUACCGCGGGCUUGAUGUCGGCUCGGCGAAGUCUCUGAUCAGUGAGAGGGAAGAGGUGCCCCAUCAUCUGAUCGACAUCAUGGAUCCUUCUGAGGAAUACUCCGUCGGUCAGUUCUUCGACGACGCGAGAGGCACAACAGAGGAGAUUCUUGAGCGCGGUGGAGUGCCCAUCGUCGUCGGAGGGACGGGACUGUAUCUGCGCUGGUACAUCUACGGAAAACCCGAUGUUCCCGUCGCCACGAAGGAGAUAUCCGGCGAAGCGAGCUCGCAGAUCAUGCACUUGCAGGAGUCCGGGCGAUGGGAGGAAGCCGUGGACCUGGUGGCGGAGGCUGGCGACCCUAAUGUUCGCUCUCUGCCUCAGAACGACUGGUACAGGUUGAGACGAAGCCUGGAGAUUAUCAAGUCCUCUGGGUCGCCACCAUCGGCCUUCCCCGUCCCAUACGAAUCCUUCAAGAAGCAGCUGAUCUCGAGUCCGUCGAGCCAGAGGAGCGACGGCGCUGCUGAUGCUCUCCGAAGUCUCGACUACGAUUUCAUAUGCUUCUUCCUUUCGACGCCUCGGCUGGACCUCUACAGAUCAAUCGACCUGAGGUGCGAGGAGAUGAUCGUGGAGUGCCCCGGGAUCUUGUCGGAAGCCUCGUGGCUCCUCGACCAGGGUCUCCUUCCGAAUACCACCUCUGCAACUCGGGCGAUCGGGUAUCGUCAAGCCAUGGACUACCUCCUCCAUUGUAGGCACCUGAGGGGCCAGUGCUCCCCAGGAGACUUCUACGCCUUUCUUGGAGAAUUCCAGAAAGCCUCUCGGAACUUCUCCAAGAGGCAGAUCACUUGGUUCCGCAGCGAGCAGAUUUACCAGUGGCUCGAUGCUUCGAAACCCAUGGAGGACGUGCUCAGCUUCAUCUGCGACUCAUUCCAUGACCCGUCUGGGAAGUUGACGGUGCCCGGACCUCUCAGAAUGAGAAAGGAUGUCUCCAGCCGCCAGGAAAACUACGAACUCAAGUCCUACCGUCCUGAGAAGAGGAUCUUCGUUAAUGGAGAGGACUGUUCUCGGAUUCUCGACUGGAUACGGAAGACGCAACAGAGAUAA